Messenger RNA from Blepharisma stoltei, 2760 nucleotides. The record is from the annotation of a GenBank genome assembly. NCBI's taxonomy places the organism in Eukaryota, Ciliophora, Heterotrichea, Heterotrichida, Blepharismidae.
AUGGAUAUUCCAAGGAUACUAGAACACCUCAACGAUUUUCACCAGAAUCAAAACGAUCAAAGCAAAAUCCCUGACUUUAGCCUUGAAUUAAAGCACUUAUUGGCUGAAUCAAAUAAAAUCCUUAGCAGCGUUGGGACUGAUGUCAGUUGGAACAGCAUGAUUAGUAGGAUUAAUGAUCUUCUUCCAAAACCUCCUAAUCACAAAGAAAUUAAUUUUUUUAGCUUGCUGGCGGCAUAUGCAAAUUCAGCUCGACUAAAUAUAAAUAUUCCUGCGACCCUUAUCCUAUAAUACCUUAAAUGGCCCAUUAAGCAUAAUCUUUAUUUAAAAUUAUAUAACAUAAUAAAUAAAAAAAACUUUAUUUUUGCAUAUUUUAAAUAAACUAUAAUGGCAAUUUAAAAAAAUAUUAUAAAGAGAAAUUUAGAGGCAAAGGCUAUAUAAAAUCAGAAUCUUUGCCAUCUUUUAUGCUAAUUAAAGCAAACCAAAAUAAUUUAAUUGAAUCAAGAGAAUGCACAGAAAAUGAAUUUUUUAGCUUUACUAAUGAAAGUAAUAGUGUAGGAUAUCCAUGCUAUUGCUAUAAAAAUUCUAAUAAAGAAAUCACAGUUGCAUUCUCAAAAGAAACAGUUGCAAAAUUAUGAAAAUCAGCCGGCGAUAAUAGCUUGAUACAAUUUUUCAUACAAAGUAACGCAAAUCCUGCCUCAGUUACAAGGGUGUUAUGGAGAAAAGGAGAAAAAAACAAAUAUUUCACUAUAAUUAACAAAAAACUAGCCACAAAAAAAGAGCUCCAUCAUCACCAUUCUUCAAGCUUGUCAACUAAAAAAUCAAAGCAUGCUAUUUGCAGAUAUUCUGCUACCCAAUGGCCUAUAGCAACAUCAUCUAAUCCAAUAAAACAUUUUCCAAUUCGAAUGAAAAAUGAUAAAAAUUUGCCAGAUCUCCAUGCUUCUUGCAAACUAAAGAAUAAAGCCCAUAAAGAUGAUAUUUUUAAAACUUUUGGAAAUGAUAUUCCCAAAUAAUAUUUAUAAAAAUUAUUUAUAGCUAUAUGAAAUAUUGAAGCAAAUACUUAAAGCUAUAGGGAUUUCCAAUAGAUAGCCCUGUAAGGGCUGUGGAUUAUGGGCGGAGUCCCUUGGUUGGUGAACCAACUAGUGAGCUGGUCCGAUUAACGUAGGACUAACUUAAAGAUUUGGCCCAGAAUCGAAAGCCCUUAAGGGGUAUCUAGGGGAAAACCCUAUACUUUACAAAAUCUGUUAGAAGCUACGAUAAUUUAGCAGAAGUAAAUAUAGCUGCACACACAAAUAAUUUCAAAGAAUAUAUUGUUGACACAAAAAAUAUCGCCAGCUGCGUUGCGAGUGAAAGUUUUGUAAAAAUCGAUGACAUUGAGCUUAUGGUUGAACAAAUUGCUGAUUUUUUUACUUAUCAUGUAUUUAAAAAAACAGUAAAAGGGCUUGUUCUUGAUUUUGUGAAGGAUAUUAAUAAUAAAUGAUUUUUACUGGACUGCCGAGAACAUUGAAUUGAUCAAUCAAUGCCUUUAGAAAAAACAAAAAGAAUUAAACUCCCACUUAAAAUAUCUGGAAUCGAUACUUCUGAUAGGUCACAAACUACAGAAACCCGCACAAGUGAUAUUAAUCAUCCAAAUUGCGCAAAAAUAAUGCUUACUCCCCCCCCCCCCCUCCGUGAGCGAACAAAAAAAUUUUGUUCGCUCACGGAGGGGGGUUAAUUUUUUUUUUUAAAAAAAAUUUUUAUAUAUAAAUUUUAUAAAAAAUAUUUUUUUCGAAAUUUAAAAAAAUCCUAAUUUGCAAAAAUUGGGAAGCAAAUAUUAAUUUAAUUUGCAAAAUUUAUGUUUUAAAACGCAAUUUGUUUAAAAUUAAACAGAAUUAGCUCUAGAUUUCAUUAUACUAAUUAUCACUUAUAUAUCAAAAUUUUUUUCCAUUAAAAUUUUUUCUAUUAAAAAAAUUUUUGUUCACUCACGGAGGGUGGGUUUUUGGUCAAAAAAUGGCGAUUUUUCUAAUGGUUUUUGUUCGCUCACGGAGGGGGGGGGGGGGAGUUAGGGUCGACAGGCUAAAUUUAGCGAAAAAAAGAAAAGAAAGCAUCAAAAUGAAAAAUAUUUAUGAAAAAUUCAAACAAAUGAACGAAAAAAUCGACUGUUUAAAUACACAAAAAAGCACGAAAAAUCAAGAUAUAAAUGUUGAAUUUUCUCCUAUAAUUCAGGAUGAAGCAGCUUGUUUAAAAACCUGCAAAAACUUUGUCCCGAUAUUAGAUUUAACCCCAAUAUCUACAUCUCGCUCAAAAAACCGUGACCAAAGUCCUUCUAACGACCCAUUUAUUUGUACAAAAAUGAGAUAUUUUUCAGAAGCUGCAGAACAAAAUGAAGAGCUAAAGCAAAGUGUCAAUAAAAUUAAAAAGAAAAGAGAAAGCUUGAUGAAUAAAUACGGAGGGGAGGGUUUUUGGAGUAAAUUUAUUAUUUCGCUUUAUAAUAAAGUUCUAGGCUGCGAAAUUUUGAAUAAAUAUUUUAAAGACUCAAAAAUUGAGAGCUUUCAGGGGAUUGUGAAAGGGAUGUUUAGGAUUUUUAGUGGAAAUUUGAAUUUGGAGCUAAGAGGAAGAUUGAGGACAGCGCAUCAUAAUUAUGGAAUUAAUGAGAGAGAAUUCAAUUGCUAUGCUGAAAUGUUUUACUUGACGCUAUCUGAGUUUCAGGUAAGUCAAGAUGACAUUCAAGGGAUUAUGUCACAGUUAGGAGCUAUGAAAAGUCUUAUAUGCAAAGAAAUAUAG